Molecule: messenger RNA, 735 nt
Organism: Adineta ricciae
Lineage: Eukaryota; Metazoa; Rotifera; Eurotatoria; Adinetida; Adinetidae
Source: the annotation of a GenBank genome assembly
AUGAAAAUAUUUCGAUCUUCUCAAUGUGAUAAAUGGAUAUUUGUUAGAAGAAUUUUACCAUCCAUAUUUUUAAAUCCAUGGAGAUUUAGUAUCAAAGAUGUUUUCCUGCAAGUUCAUUUUACAAGUUUAAAAAAUCUCUCUGAUAUUUUCUCACCAUCAUUCACUCGUGUUUUAUUCGUUCGUCAUCCAUUUGAACGUUUAGCUUCUGCAUAUAAAGAAAGAAUUGCAACAUUAGAAAAAGAUCGAAUUCAAUCUGAACCACAUUAUGAUAAUGUAAGAAAAACAAUUUGUCGUCGAUUUUCUAAACGAAAUGCGAUUCAACAUUUUUCACGACCUAUUAUUGAUCAAUGUUCACAAACUAUUCCUUCAUUUGAAAAUUUUGUUCAAUAUAUUUUGACAAAUACUGAAACUUCAUAUGGAAUUGCUCAAAUGGAUACACAUUGGCAACCUUAUUCAACUGUUUGUCAAGUUUGUAAAUUUCAAUAUAAUUUUAUUGGAAAAUACGAAACAUUCGACGAUGAUUUUCAUUUAUUACUUAAACGUCUCAAUGUUUCCGAUUGGAAUAUUGAAAAAAGACGAGGAGCAUCGGGUCAUAAAACACGAGACUAUCAACAAUUAUAUUCAACAUUACCUGAUCAUCUCAUUUGUCAAUUGAAACGACUUUAUCAAGAAGAUUUUCAAUUCUUUAACUAUCGAAUUGAAGAUUAUGUCAAUCGAACACAAUUAAUUUGUUAA